This is a messenger RNA of Desarmillaria tabescens, 2550 nucleotides long. RefSeq lists its product as uncharacterized. Bases 1 to 2550 code for a protein of 849 amino acids. The transcript has a single exon. NCBI's taxonomy places the organism in Eukaryota, Fungi, Basidiomycota, Agaricomycetes, Agaricales, Physalacriaceae. The record is from RefSeq and is a predicted model, not a curated record.
AUGGACUCACUUACGACCAUUCAAGAUGACUGCGGCCAUCUUCAUGUAUGCUUGCAUUCGGAUACACUCCCGCCCAUACCUGGAACGACACUUCCUUUUCAAAACCCUGCGGAUGUAUGGCCCGAUGAACCAGAGAUUUACAUCCGGCGUUCAUGGGCGUCGAAUGGAAUGCCUUACCAGGGAUUCCUGCCUACGUGCCCUUCCGAUAUUUACAAGUGCAACUUAUUCAGAUGCUUGAAUUUUACACCUCUGUCGCUACCUAUCUUCUCCCCGUGUCCGGGUUUAUGGGCUUUACACCAAACGCUCGCCGAGGAUUGGAAGAAUUUGGAAGGGCUACUAGAAUGUCUCAGGAAAAUUCUUGAAGGACGUAUUGUUCGUCAACGUAGCGUUGAUCACCAUAGUUUUCCAUUACCAUGGCAAUAUGGUUAUCGUCACGCCAAGUCUAGUAAAUCAGCAGUGAUACUUGCCGCAAAACAUUCGCGUGACGCCUUUCUCCUCAUGGCUGCAGAAAUAUCCUUCCUACUCGCACUUGCUUCCGUUGAUGUUGAUGGUUAUAAAUUCGAUACGUGGUCUGCUCUAUUAGCCGAAGAAGUAGGCCAUCGAUGGGUGGAUUUAGUACGCAAUUCAUGGUUGGUUGAAAAAGACACAGGUUGCUGGGGUGGGUCAGAGUCACGCAGAGUUGGACUCUUUAUUGAUCCUCGAACGUGCAACUUCGUUCAAUUUGUCCGGGCCUACGUUGCAUUUAACGUGCCAGUAUGGUUCGAUUGGGGACCGUCAACUUGCAUAUUUUCCCCGGAAGACCCGGACUUGCUUCGUAGCUUCCCUAUUCAGUUACCGCCGACUCGAAUCUGUCCACGGGUAGCAGCUCCCCUUUAUUCUGCAUCUACGUUUGAUAUUAUUACAGGGAAAUGGCGGAGGAGGAUUACCGGAGAGGUGUUUAAAUUGGAAUGGAAUAACCACGGUGACGAUGUUCAACUACCAUGGAAAACAUCUAUCAUAUCCUCAUCCGAGGAGGAGUCGAAGAACCAAGUUUCAUCAGAACCACGAGCGCCGGAAACUAUUUCUGAUGUGUGUACAUGUCAACGAUUGGGCGAAACGUGGCAAGAGUUUUUCACUCGUCGUGAGCUCGAAGCAGAGCAAUUGAUUCAAUGUGAAUCAGCUCGAGAUAUGCAGAAGCGCAAGGCCAGGGAACAUGAUGCUCAACGUAAAGAUUGCCCAACGUAUGGAGUAAACGUUUUCUUUUGGGGCGCAGUGGAUGGAAAAGAUUAUCUAGUCCGACAGCACAUUCCCCUUCGUAACGUACCUGAUAUCUGGGAAGAUUAUACUCCAUCUCAACGACGCUACUCGUCGCUGUGGAAAGAAUGGGAUUUGAAUCAUGAAUUUGAUGGUACCAUUCUACACGUUACUGAGUGCGCUCAGACUGAUGACCGGGAAGAUGUAUUCGGUUUGACGAUGGACUUAGAACCGGCUUGCGACGAUGGUCUGAUAUCCACUGAUGGGUCUGGUUCAAGUGGUAACGGGAUCUUGAAGAAUCUUCAGGAAUGGGAAGAGGCAUAUACGCAAAAGUAUUCUUUCAUUGUGAAGCAGCUUGAGUCAAAGCGGCGGAAAGGCCCUACUUUGGAACGGGUGCUGCGAUAUCGAUUUGGGUUAACCAUUCUUCCCUCAUCAUCACCGACCUCGCCUUUAACUCUGAUUGAGAAAAAGAAAGAAGGAUUGUGUCAGAAAUGGCUAGGAUCUUGCAGUGCACCACCCGAUAAUCAUAAACAAUUUCAUGCCAUGGAUAGGGAUUUGAUCUGCUUAACAGAAGGAUUUGAAUGGGUAGCUUCAAUAGUCACAGUUGGCACAAACAAAGUCAAAAGGUACUCUGGCCAAUUUCCGGUACAUUGGUGGGACCUCCAACCUCGAUCUCCCCAUUAUUUGGCUUCCUUUCCAUCCUCUCUGAAGGUCACUCCAGUCCAAUCUCAAGACCAGGAGUUUACAGGCUAUCAGCUUGAAAUGAUUUCAUCUUCAGACAAAGUGCCUUAUAUUCUCCUUGUUCAUCGUGCUUCUGAUGUUCUACACUGUCUGAGAUUAUCAAAUAUACUAUCUCUUGACAAUGUGGUUGAAGAGCUGUGCUCUCUUGGUAUUGCCUUCACAAUGGCUCUAGGCACCAAAUCUCCAACAUUGUCUUCAAAUUCUUCACAACAACCACUGCAUAAUCCUGAACCCAUUCUCUACAGACCUAUUGGUUUUAAAACCGACCUCUCUGAUUAUUCCUAUUAUCUUUGGAGAAGAGCUGCUCUGUUUGCUCAUCCAGCUAUCCUUAGAGCUGCUUUGAUGCAAGGAGGGAUUAUCUGGCGCAUUGCUCUUGAUCAUAUCCAGGAUUCCAACUUUGUUUUAUCAGGACCAGAUAACUCAGUUUCUCAAGAUGGGAAAUCUUAUGAAUUGAGGGACAAAAGAACAGGAAAAGUUUACUCCCAGAUUUGGGCAGAAAAACUUCGCUCAGAUCAGCUGGAUGUUAUAUCUGGUGUCUUGUUAGCCACUAACUUGAAUCGACUUAGAUCGAGCUAA